UAGUUCCUAGCAGCUUGCGCAAGAAGUUUCCACCAGCGACAAUAAUGGCGAAUAGCAGUGGUAAUCGUGUUUAUGUUUGUGGUGUUGGCAUGACUAAAUUUGAAAAGCCUGGGAAAAGAGAGGAUUUUGACUAUCCCCAGAUGGCUUUGGAAUCAGGUACUGAAGCAUUGAAUGUCAGCGGACUUACCUAUAAAGACAUUCAACAAGCAGUUGUUGGAUAUGUAUAUGGUGAAUCUACUUGUGGACAGAGAGCUCUUUAUGAAUUAGGAUUAACUGGGAUUCCAAUAUACAAUGUUAAUAAUAACUGCGCAACUGGCUCUUCAGCUCUAAUCCUUGCAAAGCAGCUUAUACAAGGAGGUAUCGCUGACUGUGUGAUGGCUGUUGGUUUCGAAAAGAUGGAGAAAGGCUCUCUUGGUUUGAAGUACAAUGACAGAGCUGUCCCUGUUGGCAAGCACAUAGAAGUGAUGAGUGAAGUUGCCGAACUUAGCGCGUCACCUAUGACUGCUCAGAUUUUUGGCAACGCUGGGAGGGAGCAUAUGAAGAAAUUUGGUACAAGUAAACUGCAUUUCGCCAAAAUUGCUGAGAAGAAUCACAGGCAUUCUGUCAAAAAUAACCUCUCUCAGUUCACGAAAGAGUAUACUUUAGAUGAGAUACUAAACUCUACCUCGAUUCAUGAUCCACUCACAAAGCUCCAAUGCUGCCCAACGUCAGACGGCGGUGCUGCUGCUAUUCUCUGUAGUGAGAAAUUCGUCAAAGAGAAAGGGCUGCAAGACCAUGCUGUAGAAAUAAUUGCAAUGGAAAUGGCAACAGACUUGCCAAGCACGUUUGCUGAGAAGAGCUGCAUUAAAAUCGCCGGAUAUGACAUGACCAGAAAGGCAGCCGAAUCAGCUUUCAGAACAGCUGCAGGCUUGCGACCAACUGAUGUAGAUGUCAUUGAAUUGCAUGAUUGUUUUUCUGUAAAUGAGCUGUUGACAUACGAGGCUCUUGGAUUAUGUCCGGAAGGAAAGGGUGGAGAGUUGGUCGAUAGAGGUGAUAAUACAUAUGGUGGAAAAUACGUGAUUAAUCCAAGUGGUGGCCUCAUUUCUAAGGGCCACCCAUUGGGAGCAACUGGACUUGCUCAAUGUACUGAGCUAUACAACCAGCUACUGGGAAGAUGCGGUGAUCGACAGGUUCCAGGUGCAAAAGUCGGACUGCAGCAUAACCUUGGUCUCGGAGGCGCUGUUGUUGUUGGAUUGUACAAACGAGGAUUUGUUGAACCAAGCUUUAAAUCAAAACUUGUCCUCACAUCCAACCCACUUGCGGAUUCCAACGAAACCAAAUUCAAAUCACAUGCUGUGUUUGAAGAAGUUCGUAAGCGGCUUGAAAUGGAUGGUACUGCGUUGGUAAAAAAACUUAAAGCAGUGUACUGCUUUAAACUUUCUGAUGGCCCAGACGGCAAAACUGGAACCUGGUACGUUGAUGCCAAGAAUGGUAAAGGCUCGGUUAAAUUUGGUGACCAAGAUGUAAAAGCCGGUGUGACUAUUAAAAUGAAAGACGAGGACUGCUUUCUGCUGAUGACAGGAAAGUUGAAUCCCCAAACGGCAUUUAUGAAAGGCAAAUUGAAGGUAAGCGGAAAUAUUGGAUUGGCAUUGAAACUGAAAGAGCUCCAACCCCCAAAGGCGAAACUGUAAUUUUGCAACUUCGUAUGCUGAAAUGUUUAGGAAACUAAGAAGAUUAAAGAAAUUAAAUUUGUUAUUCUCGGUGAGUCAAGAGUGGUUAUACUCGGAUGAUUUUCAAGAGUCAUUUUUCAGGAUUUUUUUAAGUCUUCAGAUUUUUCAUGUAACAUGUGUUUUGUGAUCACAGACCUCUGUUAGAAACGUUUUAUGAAUGGACUCAAUGAACUCAAUAUUGCAACUGAAUAAUACACAAAAGAAAUCUCUGAUUUUAUUCUUGGUAAAGCGACUUUCGUUAAUUUUCAAUAUCUAGACUGCAUGCCUUUAUCGUGGCCAAGUAUUCCUCUAAGAUAAAUAAAAUUUCUUUAGAGUUUUAUUACAGUUGAAAUGCUUGAAAAGAAAUAUUCUAACGUUUGUUUUUUGUUAAUACCUUUUGCUAGUUCCGAUAAAUUACAUUUUAUUCUAGUUUCAAUUGAUUGUCAGUUCUAGUCAUCUGUCAUCAUCAGUCAUAAUCAUGAUCAUUAAUCUCCAAUCAUUAUUUAUUAAUCAUCUUCGAUCAUCAUUAUCACCCUCGUCAUUACUAUCAAUUAUUAUGAUUAUAAUCAAUCAUCGCCAGUCAUAAUCAUGAUCAAUAAUCUUUAUUCAUUAUUUAUUAAUCAUCUUCGAUCAUCAUUAUCACCCUCGUCAUUACUACCAAUUAUUAUGUUUAUAAUCAAUUAUUGCCAGUCAUAAUCACGAUCAAUAAUCUCCAAUCAUUAUUUAUUAAUCAUCUUCGAUCAUCACGAUCGUCAUCAUGCAUCAUUAUCACCUUGAAGUUACCACCACUACCAUGUUAGAUAAAAUAAUCAUCUCCUUUUAAAAUUUUUACCGAAAUGGUUUGAGUAUCCGCUUAGGAUGAUACUAUAACCACGUGUCAUACACGUCGAGGGUUUUUGACUGUAUUAACGAAUCGCCGUUCGCUUAGGGUGAGGGAAAAUUUACCUGCCAAUAUGACAUGCAGCAAAACAUGUUCCCUAUCCAGAUUUGUCGUGUCUGCCUUUCCUGGUUGGGUACAAGCCAAGUGAUUCUGCUUUUGUCGCUCCAAUUAGCGGACACCGUCGGGGCACGAGCAAGGUCCGCUAAUUGGAAGUGUCCGCCUUUUGGAAAGUUUCGCAAUGUAAGUCCCAAAUUGAGGUUGAAUUGUGGAGGUGGCUAUGGUCUGGAGAUUCCAGUAAUUUACCACUUUCAUGGACGAAAAAAGUUAGUAAACUGGGCUCUAAAGAAGUUCAAAGCUGUAAAAAACCAACUAGAUUGUCAAAAGUCAAAGUGUUUGAAAUAGAUGUUUGAACAAAUAUUCAUUCGUCUAAGUUUUUGUUUGCUAGCUUCUAAGUUAUUUGUAUUGUCCGCUAAUUGGAGAAAAAAAAAGCCAAAUUGACUAUUUUGUUCAAAAAAUUUGUUCGCUAAUCAGAGGUGUCAGCUUUUUAGAGUGUCCGUUAAUUGGAGAGAAUACUGUAUAAUGUUUCGCUUACAACCAUUUCUAUUCUCUUGUUUUUACCAGUUUCAGCUUCUAAAUCGUAUGUGAUUGUGGAAAAUUCGCAUGGUUACGAUUACCUUUUAUAUAAUCACUACAGUUACCUCCAAUCAAACCGCCAUAAUCCAGCGCUGUAGUUUCUCCGUGAAACUCGAGCGGCUUUAUCAUUCGUUUUUUAGGGAAUGUUCACCGAUCGUCUGCGUGGAUCAAAGGAUAAGUUUUUGGUUACCAGCUUUUUUGGUUUUAAUUUUCAUGACAAGAGAUUUGCUAAGUCAAUGGCUGAGAUCUCCGUUCUUCCUGCUGGCUGCGUCUAAAGUUGCUUUUUGGAGGCCUCUCAGUUUAUUAUCCGUUUUAACUCCCCAUCGGGUAGCGGAUAAUGUUUUUCGCCUCCAUUAUUCAAUAAAAAGAGGAAGGUGUGUUUUCUUUGACAGUAAACUGGUCAGUUUCCUUUCGAACCGACUUUAAUAGUUCUUCUAUUUGGAUGGUGGUAUAUUUUCAAAAGAACUGUGACAGACUAUUCAACACUUGCAAUUCAACUCAAUACAAACAAAGUACAAGGUUACAAAACGUACGAAAUCUUGAAAUCUUCAAGUCUGCUGUAACAAAAGGCACCUCAAUAGGGGCGGGGGGGAUGGGUUGAAACUAAAUGGGUACACUAUUACAGAAGUCCAUUCUGAAAUAUUCAGCAAGGAACCUUGAUCAAGGGAUAUUUUAAGCCUCUGACAUUUCUUUUAUAGACUGGUUUUUUUGAUAACUUUUUGGAAUGUUUCCUUGGUAGUGAUGCGUUAGGGUUUGCUUUCAUUGUUCAACUGCUCUAAAUUUUAAAAAGCAAAUGCUUCUUACCGACUUGUAAAAAAUGUGUCAGCUUAUUUUCUUGUUGUUGCUGUAAGAGCCGUUCCGAAAUAGUGAUUAUUUGAAACUGAAGUGAAACAUUCAUUCCACUUGCUUUUUGUGUAUAUUUUUGUGUCUUUAAAGAAUUUAGAGUCUUGCAGCAGCGGGUAAAAUCCAGCGUUUCAACGGGGCAAGUAACCUAACCAUUUGAGCAUGUCCCUAACCAAAGAUUUCAAAAUUUUAUAUCCAAUAAUCCUAUCACAAAUACACUCAUUUU
Molecule: messenger RNA, 4270 nt
Organism: Rhopilema esculentum
Lineage: Eukaryota; Metazoa; Cnidaria; Scyphozoa; Rhizostomeae; Rhizostomatidae
Product: sterol carrier protein 2
Molecular function (GO): acyltransferase activity, transferring groups other than amino-acyl groups
Source: RefSeq, a predicted model, not a curated record